Molecule: messenger RNA, 1650 nt
Organism: Exophiala spinifera
Lineage: Eukaryota; Fungi; Ascomycota; Eurotiomycetes; Chaetothyriales; Herpotrichiellaceae
Exons: 6
Coding region: 1-1650 (549 amino acids)
Molecular function (GO): flavin adenine dinucleotide binding; oxidoreductase activity, acting on CH-OH group of donors
Source: RefSeq, a predicted model, not a curated record
AUGGAUGAAAAUAUCCCCUUGAUUGCGGACGUUGUUGUCGCUGGAGGAGGUACUACUGGCCUCAUUGUUGCGGCUCGACUCGCAAAGGCGGACCCUCACCUCUCCAUCGUCGUGCUUGAAUCAGGUAUCAACAUUCGUGAUAACCCGUCGAUCGUAAAUCCGGCUGUCUAUAUCUCCAAUAUUUUGCCGGGAUCUAAAACCGCAACAUUCUACAAGUCAAAAUGCAGUGAGUCACUAGCGGGAAGAGAGCUGGUGAUUCCUACGGGCGGCUGUCUUGGAGGCGGAAGUGCGAUCAACUUUAUGGUGUACUCACGGCCCCAGAUGAUUGAUUUUGACGACUGGAGAUCUGAGGGUUGGAGCGGAAAGGACAUGGUUCCGUUCCUGAAGACGUAUGAGAGUUUCCAGGAUGAGGCUCCUGAGAUCGAUAAGUCGUUGCACGGAUACGGCGGCGAGUUCUCCAUAUCUCCUGGAACAAACGCUCAAACUAUUUUUCAGGAAGAUUAUUUCCAAGCUUGCAGACAGAUUGGGCUUCCACAAGUGCCCGAUGUACAAGACUUGAAGACUUCAAAUGCUGUCGGGCGGUGGAACAUGUGGAUAGAUCAGAAGACCGGCCGGAGACAGGACGUGGCCCAUCAGCUUCUCUACCCGCUCUUAGACACGCACGAAACUGUACUUCGGGUGUUUACUCAAGUCAGCGUCGUGCGAGUCUUGUUCAAUGAGCAGAAAAGGGCCGUAGGUGUCGAGUACGUCCGUGUCGGACCUGGUGCUCCAGCAAUAUCCUCGGUUGUUAGGGCUACAAAACUCGUUGUCCUCGCUGGAGGGACAUUCGGCACUCCCGGGCGCCUUACUCUUGAAUCAGCACUGGAGCAGAAGGAAGCGCAGCCCAGUCGUUACGUUCUGGGCUGGAACGGUCUAGACUGUGUUGGCAAGAUCCGACCCUCUACCGGUGACGAAGACCUUCUGGGGCCGGAACUCAGGGAGCUCUGGGAGAGCGAUUAUCGGCUUCGCCCGACGCGCCCACUGAUGUUGAUGUCUUCCCUAGCAGCAUUCGUCGGAGAUCACUCUGGUGUUCCCACUGGUCAACACUUCAGUCUUGGACCCUACACGCCGUACCCUUACUCACGCGGCUCAAUACAUAUCACCGGCCAGACAGUUUUAGAUCCGCCAGACUUUGAAUGCGGUUUUUUGAACCAUCCAGCUGAUGUCCAGAAGCUUGUAUGGGGAUACAAGAAGCAGAGGGAAAUUGCACGGCGCAUGACACAUUAUCGCGGCGCCCUGGAAAUUGGACACCCAGUCUUCCCUGAAAAGUCCAAGGCCGGCUUCGAUUUUGUCGACAACCAAGACCGGGAGCGGGGGAUUUAUGCGCCAAUUGAAUACUCUGCAGAAGACGACCAAGCGAUUGAGCUAUUCAUCAGGCAGAACGUCAGCACUGCAUGGCAUAGUAUGGGAACAUGUGCCAUGAAGAACAAAGGGGAAGGUGGGGUCCUCGACCCUCGAUUGAAUGUCUUCGGAGUCCAGGGACUGAAGGUUGUGGAUUUGUCUAUUUGCCCGUCUAACGUUUCCGCCAAUACGUAUGCGACUGCGCUGGCGGUAGGCCAUAAGGCUGCCUCUAUCAUUGCGGAGGAACUGGGUGUGCCGUAUUCCGUCUAG